This is a messenger RNA of Hypanus sabinus (Atlantic stingray), 3262 nucleotides long. Its product is annotated as guanylate-binding protein 1-like. The transcript has 11 exons. The record is from RefSeq and is a predicted model, not a curated record. Gene Ontology annotation, molecular function: GTPase activity; GTP binding. NCBI's taxonomy places the organism in Eukaryota, Metazoa, Chordata, Chondrichthyes, Myliobatiformes, Dasyatidae. Bases 156 to 1985 code for a protein of 609 amino acids.
CCUUUCGAUUGACUUUCGAUUCUAGGUUCCGACGGAGAGAAGCUGCCGGCAAGAGAGCGAGUUGCUUCGAUGUUCCGUGUACUCAGAGUCUCAAGCAUGAAUAUUCCUGGAAUUGGCAGUCACUCCGACCGAAAUUGGAUCCUGCCUACUGGAGUAUGAGAGUUUCUGGAGAGUGCUAUUUCUCAAAUGGACAGUCAGAUGACAACAAACAGAAGAUGGGGAAACCCAUGCCACUGGUUUAUAACACAGACGGGAAGCUGCAGCUGAACCCAGAGGCUCUAGAGCUCCUCCAGUCCAUCGAGGUUCCAAUGGUUGUUGUGGUUAUGGUUGGUGCUGUUCGUACAGGGAAGUCCUACCUCAUGAACUGUCUCGCGGGAGAUAAGAAGGGAUUCUCAGUGGAUUCAUCUGUCCAGGCUCACACCAAAGGAAUCUGGAUGUGGUGUCGAUCCCUCCCUCAGAGACCCAAUGAGGUCCUCCUGUUGUUGGACACUGAAGGUCUUGGAGAUUCUGAGAAGGGAGACAGCAAGAAUGAUAAUUUCAUCUAUUCGCUGGCUAUCCUUCUGAGCAGCAUCCUCAUUUACAAUGGGCAAAGAAACAUCGACCAGCGAUCCCUGCAAGACCUACAUUUUGUGACUGAACUGUCUAAGCGGAUCCAGAUGAAGGCCCAGCCCGAUGACUGUGACAGUUGGGAAUUUGUCCGCUUCUUCCCUGAAUUUGUCUGGGUGCUCCGUGAUUUGACACUGGAUAUGCACAUUGAUGGAAAAGAUGUGACUCCAAAUGAGUACCUGGAGCACAGCCUGAAACUGAAGGACAGUGAGACCAGUGAGCAGGACAAGGAAUAUAAUGAACUCCGCAGGUGUAUCCGCAAUCAUUUUCCCUCACGUUGCUGCUUUGCAUUUCCCACUCCCACAUUCCGGAAGAAACUCAAGCAGCUCCAGGAACUGGAGGACAAGGAUCUGGAUGGGGAGUUUGUUACAGAGCGGCAGAACCUCAUCAAUUACAUUUACACCCACAAGAAAGUCAAGAAAGUUGUUGGGGGUCAGCUGGUCACGGGCAGGAGAUUUGCUGAAUUGACCAAGGCAUACGUGAGCAUGAUGUCGGAUGGGGUCCUACCAUGUGUGGAGAGCAGUGUCGCUAAAUUAGCGGAGGUGGAAAACCAAGCAGCAGUAAAUGAAGCCCUGAAAUUCUAUCACAAUGAAAUGAAAAAAAUCUCAGAACCUCAUGAUCUUACCAUGAGCGGAAUCAUGGAGAAUUACAGUACGAAGAGCAUAGAGGCACUCAGUAUCUUCCACAAAAGGUCUAUGAACAACAACAUUGACAAAUACAUCCAGCAGCUGGAGGAGACAAUGAGAUCCUCUUACAUGUCUCUCAUGACCAAGAUCAAGGAAAAGUCUCAAGACCACUGUCAGGCACAACUUGAAGAAGUAAUGGAAUCAAUUAAGGAAAACCUGACAUCUGGACAUUAUCAGAAAUCUGGUGGUUACCAGGAGCUGAAGAAGGAUCUUGAUAAUUCCAUAAAGGAGUAUGAAGAAAAGACCAAGAACCAGAUCGAGGGGUGGGCUGUCCUCAACAGUUUCCUGGAAGAGGAAAAGUCUCGUCUAGACCAGGUACAGGAGAUGGACAACAAGCUGACAGAGGAACAAAGGCGUGUCUCUGCUUUGGAAAAGGAACUCUCAAGGAUCAAAGAAGAGAUGGAGAAGAUGGAGCAGGAGAGGAAGGCGGCUGAGGAACGCAGGGCAAAGGAGAUCAUUGAGCAGAUCAGGAAAAAGUUUGAGGAGGGUAAAAAGUACAGCGUGGAGGAGCUGGAGGAAGCCAUGGAGCAUAUGAAAAGAGAGAUGGAGAAAUACAGAGUCGAGGGUAGGAUGGAGGAUGCAGAAUGUGCUCAGAAGAUAUACGAGUACCUGAAGAAAAAACAUGAAGAGACAACAAAAUGGAGUUUCAAAAAUUUCAUACAGUAUUUCAUAAAACUGUUUUUCCAUUCCUGAAAUGCUUUUCGGGAAGACCUUAAGAAAUUGGAGCAGAUUUAGGCUCUUUGGCCCAUUGAGUCUGCUCCAAUUUUUAAGCAUGGCUAAUCAUUUUUCUUCUUCUUAGGCCCAUUCUUAUGCCACUUCCCACCCCCAUCUCACACACUACCUCUCCUCCUGGACACUCUCCCCCACCAAGUAGGGUCAUGGACAUUCAGCAGUUGUUGGACUCUGGAGCUACUGCUACCAAAGUAUCUCCUGAGGUUCAUUUUAUGCAUUCCCACAUCAAGGUUCUAGACUCUGCCAGCUUUUUGGUAGCUAAUUAUACAAGUACUGUACGUCUCCAGUUCUUAUCCAUAGAGUAUGUGUUUCUCUAAUCCUCUCAUAUACCUGUCUACACUGCACCACAAUUACCUGAAAUAUCAGGUCUGUAAUUUUAAGGGGGUGUGUUUAUCCUUGGGCAAUUCAUCAAACUCUCACUGCCACAGAAUGUCAGCUCCACACCCUCUUUAUCUGCUGGUUUAGCAUUCUGGGUCAGUGGUCAGCUGACCCUGUGUUGAUAAUGUGGCCUUCCUCCACUCUGCUCUGUGUUCUGUGGAUCCCUCUCUCACCAGCAGAGUUUCCUCCCAGAGCCUGUUGGGGAACUUGUCAUCUCCCUCUGGCUGCUACAUUCCCACCAUCAAUCCACGAUUAGUGUGAUUACUGGAUCACACUAAUUAUCCAGGCAAUAAAACUGACCACCAGCAAUGAACAAUUGGAAGCUUAAGUGCAGGAACAGAUGUACUUUCAGCAGAGAGACGUGAGACUGCAGGUGCUGGAAUCUAGAACAACAAACAGGAAGAUGGAGGAAUCUUCAGUGGGUCAGGCAGCAUCUGUUGGUGGGGGUGGAGGUAAAGGAAUUGUUGAUACUGGGUCAAGCUCAAGUAUUAGAAUUGAUAGAGAUGUCCUCAGCACAGGGACUUGACCCAAGAUGCUGCUUGAUCCACAGUUCCUCCAGCAGGUUAUUGCCUUUUAUAAGUUGAGUGAAUAGUUUUAGCUAAUAGAUUUGUUAAGUAACAUAGAUGCUACAUUUAACCACAAUAUAAAUUUAUGAACAAACCAAUUAUCUUUCCAGUUGAACAAACCAAUUAUCUUUCCAGUGAGCCAAAUCAAUGUAACUGCAAUAAUAAGAAUCAGGAUAUAUACGUGUGGAUAGAUAUUGGAUCCUCAUCCCACCAAAUGGAAGUGUGGAUUCAAAUACCAGCAGUUUGUAUAUACUGGUAAAUCUAUGAAACUUUAAUAAAGGUUUGGUGUGAAGC